AUGAAAUCGAGGAAGAAGGUUGUUGUUGGUGUUUCUGGAGAUAGAAUCAGCGGUUUACCAGACGCACUCAUUUGCCACAUCUUAUCAUUCCUUCCAACAAAAGAAGCUGCUUCAACUACUGUUCUUGCCAAAAGAUGGAAGCCUUUGCUUGCUUUUGUUCCAAAUCUUAACUUUGAUGACUCCAUCUAUUUCCAUCCUCGAGCGAGAAGAAACAAGUAUUCUAAAAGUUACGAAAGUUUUAUGAGUUUCGUGGAUAGUGUAUUGGCUUUGCAAGCGAAAACGAAAACUCCGUUGAAGAGGUUUCACGUCAAGUGUGAAGAUGUUGUUGAUCAAUCUUGGGUUCUUGAAUGGAUACCCAAAGUCUUGAAACGUGGUGUGUUAGAUAUUGAUUUACACAUCACUUCGUCUCGCAAUUAUUGUGAAAACUCAAGUUUUUAUUCUCUGCCUUCUAAGAUCUUUGUAAGCAAGACAUUGGUUAGGCUCAAGAUACAGUUUCAGGAUGGUGUCCAUAUUGAUGUGGAAGGUGGUGUUUCUCUUCCCAAGCUUAAGACCCUCCAUCUUGAUUAUUUUAAGAUAGAAACGAGUAUGCUUAACAAGCUUCUUUCUGGCUGUCACGCGCUCGAAGAGUUGGUGCUGGCUAAUUUGAUGUGGGCUGAUUCUUCAGAAGAUGAAGCUUGCCAUGUGUCAGUGUCUAUCCCAACCCUCAAGAGACUAAAUUUUUGCCGUUCUGAAGAUUUCUAUGAGGGUGAGUUUCAUUUUUAUGAAGACUAUGAUGAGGAGAACAUUAACGAGGGAGUGUCAUUGUCGUUUGAUAAUCCGAAUUUGGUUUACCUUGAAUAUUCUGAUGUUAUUGUGGACAAGUAUAAACAAGUAAGUUUUGACUCGCUUGUCGAAGCUAAUCUUAGACUUCGAAAGACACCCGAUCAGGAUGAAACAGACAAGGUUAAUGUAACAAAGCUUCUCAUGGGAAUACACAAUGUUAAGAUCCUUUACUUGUCUGAUGACACUCUUGAGGUCCUUUCUUGCUGCCGAGAAAGAAUACCGGUAUUCGACAACCUACUCGAGUUAACUAUCAAGACUACACCAUAUGUAGGUUGGAAAUCAUUGCCACCUCUACUUAAGAGUUGUCCAAGUCUAGAAACAUUGGUCUUCGAGGGGCUGCAUCACAAGUAUACAAAGAGAUGUGGGGACAAGGACGGCUGCUUGUGCAAAUAUGAGAAUCAUUGGGGGACGAAGAAGAAGAAGAAUGUCCGUACUUGCUUAUCAUCAAGUCUGGUGAAGGUUCUAAAGAUAUUGAAGUUUGGUGAAACUUUUGAGGAUGAGAAUGAGGAUGGUCUUGAUGUUGAUCAUGAUGACUAUGAUGAUGAAGAUGCUGUGUCUUGUGAUGAAGUUGGUGGUGUCGUAGAGGAGCAGAUAGAGCAUGUCAAGCACUUCCUAGAGACAAUGCCGGUUCUUAAACAAGUGAUAUUGUACUACAAUACACCAAAAGAUGAAGAUGUGAUGAAAGUGUUCAAGAAACUUGAGAAGCUUCCUCGAGUAGCGUCAGCUAAUUGCAAUGUCCAAAUAUCAUCGAAGAACCUCAGCUUGUCAUCUACUUCGACUAAACGAGGUACUCUUCUUUAG
Arabidopsis thaliana (thale cress) is the source of this 1623-nucleotide messenger RNA. Its product is annotated as F-box/RNI-like superfamily protein. The transcript is spliced from 3 exons. The record is from RefSeq and is marked reviewed. NCBI's taxonomy places the organism in Eukaryota, Viridiplantae, Streptophyta, Magnoliopsida, Brassicales, Brassicaceae. Bases 1 to 1623 code for a protein of 540 amino acids.